CGCCCGCGGCCACCGCGUCAGGUGACAGCCCGGAAGCCGGGGGACGCGGCGCAGAGCGGGGCGGCCGCGGGGGGCGGCAAGGAGCGGUGGGUGCGCGGCCCUAGUGCAGCGCCCGAGCUGACACCUCAGGUCCGCUGCCCGCCGUCCUCCUGGGGCUCGCCGGCCUGUCCGCCCUGCCGGCCGCGGCGGUUGAAGACACCGUCUGGCCGGCCCUCAGCGGCCGCCCAUGGAGAAGGCCGGGCGAGGCGGCGACGGCGCCCCCCGGGGCCCCGUCCUGCACAUCGUGGUGGUGGGCUUUCACCACAAGAAGGGCUGCCAGGUUGAAUUCUCUUACCCGCCCCUGAUUCCAGGAGAUGGUCACGACAGUCACGCUUUGCCUGAAGAGUGGAAGUAUUUGCCCUUCCUUGCCUUACCAGAUGGUGCACACAACUACCAAGAAGAUACUGUGUUUUUUCACUUGCCACCCAGAAAUGGAAAUGGAACCACAGUGUAUGGUAUCUCUUGCUACCGACAGAUUGAAGCCAAGGCAUUAAAAGUAAGGCAAGCAGAUAUCACCAGAGAGACUGUCCAGAAGAGCGUCUGUGUUCUAAGCAAGCUGCCUCUCUAUGGCUUACUUCAAGCAAAGCUACAACUCAUUACCCAUGCAUAUUUUGAAGAGAAGGACUUUUCCCAAAUUUCUAUUCUAAAGGAACUUUAUGAACAUAUGAAUAGUUCCUUAGGAGGAGGUUCAUUGGAAGGAUCCCAAGUUUAUCUUGGUCUCUCUCCUCGAGAUCUUGUGCUUCAUUUUCGACACAAGGUUUUAAUUUUGUUUAAACUAAUUCUUCUUGAAAAAAAGGUUCUCUUUUAUAUUUCUCCAGUGAAUAAAUUGGUGGGUGCCCUCAUGACUUUGUUAUCCCUUUUUCCAGGCAUGAUUGAGCAUGGUCUCAGUGACUGUUCUCAGUACAGACCCCGAAAGAGUAUGUCUGAAGAUGCUGGGCUUCAAGAAAGCAAUCCCUCUGCAGAUGAUUUUGUUUCUGUGUCUGCUCCUGGCAUUUCAAGUACCAACUUGGGAACUGUCAAGAAAAUCACAGUAGGACACCAUGGUGGAGAUGCUGCCAUCACGACAGAAGAAUCCUUGUUCCAAGUAGAAAACAGCAAUAACAAAGAACAGGAACCCAGGGAUACCAAUCAAUAUUUGAAGCUCCCUUUACGCCCGUCCCCAGAGUCUUCAGAAAGUGACUGGGAAACCUUGGAUCCUAAUGUCUUAGAGGACCAUGCCUUGAAAGAAAAAGAACAGGAGGAGUCAGAACAGACAAACUCAUUUCCAAAGGACUCGGUGCCUGCAGACAGUCCUCCAAUUACUGUACAACCUCAGGCUAAUACAGGUCAAGUGGUCCUCGUACCAGGGCUGAUUUCUGGUUUGGAAGAAGAUCAGUAUGGCAUGCCCCUGGCUAUCUUCACAAAGGGAUAUCUGUGUUUGCCUUACAUGGCUCUGCAGCAGCACCAUCUUCUCUCUGAUGUCACCGUCCGGGGAUUUGUGGCUGGCGCUACUAACAUCCUCUUUCGACAACAGAAACACCUCAGUGAUGCCAUUGUGGAAGUAGAAGACGCUUUGGUCCAGAUCCAUGAUCCAGACCUCAGGAAGCUGCUGAACCCCACCACUGCAGACCUAAGGUUUGCAGAUUACCUUGUGCGGCAUGUGACCGAGAACCGUGAUGAUGUCUUCCUGGAUGGCACUGGCUGGGAGGGAGGUGAUGAAUGGAUCCGAGCCCAGUUUGCAAUCUACAUUCAUGCACUGCUGGCUGCCACGGUGCAGUUAGAUAAUGAGAAGAUAUUAUCGGACUAUGGCACAACCUUUGUUACAGCAUGGAAGAACACACACAACUACAGGGUAUGGAACAGCAACAGGCAUCCGGCACUCACAGAAAUAAAUCCAAACCAUCCAUUUCAAGGCCAGUACUCGGUGUCAGACAUGAAGCUAAGAUUCUCACAUUCUGUUCAAAACAGUGAACGUGGCAAAAAAAUUGGAAACGUCAUGGUCACAACCAGCCGGAAUGUUGUACAGACAGGAAAAGCUGUUGGCCAGUCAGUUGGAGGAGCAUUUUCCAGUGCAAAGACCGCCAUGUCUUCAUGGCUUUCGACUUUCACCAGUUCCACGCCCCAGAGUCUCACCGAGCCGCCUGAGGGGAAGCCAUGAGCCUGGGGUCAGGGGCUGCUGUUGUUUUCCUAGGGUCAAGUGUUCCUUGUCUGUCCAUUGCUCUCAGACUGUCCCUCUUCAUUGGCCACAGGUCCACAGCCAGGGGCCAGUAUGUCGGACUGUUUACAUGCCAGUUGUCCUCUGUCUGAAUGUCACAGGAUGCUUGGAAAGAUGAAAUCACAACCAGACCAGGACUGGCUUUUCAGGUUGGGGUUUAAAUUGACUACUUUUUUUUUUUUUCAGUCUGAGCCUGAUUAAAAUACAGUGAACCUUUCAGUGAAUUUUCAAGUUCUGCUACUACAGCAUUGUUUACUUUAGGAAAGUUUUCACUUCUGUAAAUUUUGUUUUAUUGUUUUAUUGUCCAGAUGGUCAAUAGAAUUUAUAUUCGUCGAAAAUUAAGUUAUACUGCUAUUUUAAUUCCUUUAAAACUGGUCCUAAAAAUGUGCUUAUAAAGUUAGGGGAUCAGGCAGUCCAGUUCUUUGUUAUUAUUUUGGUUUUCUAUGUGUUGGAGUUUUGUUUGUUUGUUUGCCUACAAAGUGCAUUCAGCAAUUUAUUUCCUCCCAGCAACUUGACACAGUCAAGGAAGGUAGUUCUGAGUUGAGUGUUUUGUUUCCUGUUGUUGUUUUUUAUUCCCUGGUUCUGAAACAUGUGCCCUGUGGCAUCAAGGAGUAUCUUUGUACUUUCUUUCUCUUCCUAAUUGUGGGAGUAGGUGUACAGAGAAGUCAGUACAGGGGGCCAGGCAUGGUUCUAAAGUUGUUUGAACUGUUUAAGUGUGCAUUAGGGCAAAACUUUACAGACCUGGGGUUCUGACACCAAUCAUGUUGUAAUCUCUUAACAGCCUUUUUUUUUUAAUCCAAAAUCCUUGGCCUUCUGUUUCUUCCUUUGAACAGUUUUCCAUCAGUUGUUUACAGACUUUCAGGUUUUUUCUUGGUCUCACUUUUCAUAGAUUUCCAAGGCCUUGAGCCUUUCAGAUUCCCUGACCAAAAAAUCCUGCCACUCUCAUUUCCUCCUCUCUUCUAAAAGUUUUUAUAAAUGAAAAACAAGAUGGUCCACAAAUAUUAAGUAGAACUCUUAAUUUAGCUCACACUUAGAAAAGCAAGAGCUAAGAGACAGUUUCCAUGACAUCAGUCAUGUCUUGUAAGGGGUGUUUCGUUUCAUUUUAGACCCAUGCCUCUAUUCUGGCCAUUGAAGAUUUUUGCACAGCUGGACCUCAUGUGUUUGCCAUGCUCAACUCUGAUUUGUUUUUCAUGGGAACUUUGAAUGAGUUUUCUCAGGGAGUACUAACAGAACAGAUUGCUUUCAGUAACAAAGAUAUUUGGAAAAUACAUUGUGAGCAUGAUCUCCAUAUAAUAUGAAGACUAUUAGGAAGAUAGGGGGCUUAAUUAAGAGAGACAUUGAUUAUUGAUUUAUUCUUCCAAAAUGUUUGUACAAAAAGUCCUCUAGGACAGGUGAAAUGAACAUAAAGGCAUAAUCUAAAAACCCCUCCAUUUCCCAUUUUAUGUUUUCACACAAGUCCACCACAUAUAAAAGUUGUGCUUCCGGUUAAACCGAGUAACUCAAGAAUUAAGGUGAUAAAUCGAGGGGCUUAUUGUGAAAACUCCAUUAGUUCCACUUCUCUUUCAGAAAGCAAACCUUCUCAGGAAACAUUAUUUGAAGAGAAGAAAGUAAUAUCCAAACACAUCCUUCCAUAGUACUUAAGUCACUAUUACACUGAGACUGUAUAGAAUUAUUUUAACACCCUGUUCCAUGAGACCACAUCAUUAGCUGGAGUGCAGUAGUGUGUUGAAUACCUUUCAACUGCCGGACGUUCAGGUGCUAAGAGCACCAGAGGGAGUCGGGCAGCAGGCUGCUGGUUCAUCCUUCAGUUCAUAUGAUUCAUAUCAAUGCCCCCCUCUCAGUACUCUAAAGUUGUCCAGACCACAGCGUAGAAUCCCACUAAAAUAAAGUUGCAGCUGUAUAAACAUUCCACUUGGCCUUAGUAGCACUUGCCCCUCCCUUUUUAAUAUUGAUUGUAGUUGAACUUUGUAUUGAUGUUUUAGUUGAGACUUGACUGCCUGGGCCUGGGUACUGGAGCACAAGCUCUGCCUUCAGGAGCCCUCGGUUCCAUUCUGGGCUCUGGGAGUGUCUGCUCAGCAAGAAGCGGCAGGGCUGUUAAACAAGGUACUUAAAACCAAAACCAGAGUAUUUCAUGUGCCCAGUGUGCCCUGCACCUUUUAAAAGAAGAGUCAGCUCUUCAGUGACUCACUGCAUGAUGUGAAUAUCUCUGAAGGGAGAGCUUUGCCCAGAGGCCUGGUUAAAAGAUGACCCCAGAUUCCCUCCAGCCUCUGGGAAGCAUUGGGGUUUUCAGGGAGUUCAAGGAGGUCCCCUUGAUCAGCCAGCACUGUUGAGGGCUAGAGCUACAGGCUCCAGCUGGAACCCCUGAGGCCAGUUGAGGGGUCCCAGGAACCAACUUCUGGCUGGCAUGGCCCUUCUUCUCCCUCUGGUAGGCCGACAGGCUAUGUUUCAGCCUUAUUUGCCCCUGGCUUUGUGUCUGAAAGCUAAGUAGGCCUCAGGAAGUGAGGCUCCAGCCAGGGCACACCCUUCCAGGGUGCAUGCCAGGCACUCAGACUAUAUCUGUAGGUUGGUAGUGGCCUGGCUGCUGUGUCGGUGACUUCAGUUUGUGUUUAGGGAAAGUUCCUGGCAUGUUUGAAUCCCUGCUGGGCACUUGCAAUACAGUAGCAACAUCAUCAAGAAAAAGAUAGAAAACCAGAUGAACACACAGAGCUGUACUUCUGAAUAAGGCUGAAAGUUAUUUUGUGUAUACAUUUGGCUCUUACAAUCUAUAUGACAGAUCUUCAUGCUCCUCUUCUAAGCCCUUAAAUAAUUCUCAUCCAACAUUGCUUUAACUCUGUAGCAAUGUUCUUGGGGAAUAAACUAGAGCAAAUUUCAUCAACUUCCUCAACCUUAUUUUGCUUUCUGAGUUCUGUAUUGAACAUUAAAAAAAUAUUUUUAAUGACAGGGAGGGCAUUGUGCCACACCCAGCAGUACUCUGGGGUUUCCCUGGCUCUGUGCUCAGAAGUAACUCCUGGCAUUGCUCAAGGAGCCAUAUUCGGUGCUCGGAAUCUAACUGGGGUUGCCCAUAUAGCAAGUAAGCACCUUACCUCCUGUACUAUCCCUCUCACCCAGAAGUUUUUUAAAGAUGAAUUUACCUUGAAAAGGCAAAGAGGAAACAAGCUGGGACAGUAGAGAAGUGAGAAGCUGCAAGGCUGCUAAACAAACACGGUACUUAAAAACAGAAUGAAAGUAUUUUGAAAGCAGUAUUUAAAAGGCUAAAGAUUAGAAGAACUCUUCUACAGACAAGUUUGAAUUUUUUCCUUCCACUUAUGUUUUGAAGUGAAGCUAUGACAUUAUCUCACUAACAGGCACGUUCUUUUAUUUUCUGGUUUCUGGGAGCUACAGCCCCUGAUCCUGUCAGUGCCCCGUUGGCAAGUUCAAGAGCAUACAGUCGCUCUGCGCACCUUUGUGGGGCCCCAAACGCAUGAACUUUUCUCUGCUUCAGCAGUUUGAGGAAUAACCUGUUGACAUAGUAGCUGCUACAUGCUGCCUGUUGUAUCAGGGUGUCGGUUGGAACACUUCCAUGUCAUCACUAUUUCCAUGCUUGGAUUCUAGGGCCAGAGGCAGCAGAGUUCAUGCCUUCCCACCGAUUUCCUUGGGACCCUUGAAGCUCCCAAGAGCUGAUGGUAAAAAAUGCAAACCUCAUCUCAGAAGGCAGUUGUCAUUCCAUGUUGCAAAAUGUGCCACUAGGGGUGUUUUUUUAUUCCAAGUCUUUGUACGUCAUACCACUGGAAUUACUUUUCAUAAUUUCCAACAUUCCAUAAAUAUUUGUCAAGGGUAAAGGAAAGGAAUGUGGUUCUUUAUUCUUUUCAUAUAAAUAACUUUGUACAUGUGACUUCCUGCUUUCAUGAUGAAGGAGAAGAAAUGAGCUCCCUUGUAUGAUAACUUCAAAAGAUUAUGCACGUAGAGGGGCUGAAUAUAUUUUGUAAAACUCUAAUGCAUUUGUAUUUCUGUGCUGUUCUAAAAUUUACCUUUUUACUUAUAUUAAUUAAAGAUAUAGAAACUAUAUAUUUAAAUCAUGUAAAUGGGAUGUAGGGAUUUUUAUCCAAUCAUACUUUUCAUCAGCUUCUCACACACACGUAGUAUGCUGCUCACUUUGUGUGUGUGUGUGUGUGUGUGUGUAUAUGUGUGUGUGUAUGUGUGUGUGUGUGUGUGUGUGUGCAAUAUAAACAUUUGAACAUUUCAGUCAGGUACUGAGCCAGAAAAAGGUAAUGAAAGUUUUUAGAAAGAUUCUGUGCUUAGGAAAUAGUUUUUCAUGUUAUAUUAAUAAUUUAUAGCUGGGAAGAUAGGAUCAAGAUGUACAUCUUUCAGGCCAGUUAGUCAUUAUUUCCAAAAUUUAGAAAGUGCUUGAUUAACAAGUUGGUGAGGCAUUUAGUGGUCACAGAAAUUAAAAUUUGGAAUUAAAGGCUUUCCACAUACCCCUUCUAAGAAAGUUUUCUAAGGAAGUUUUUCUUUGCUCUAAUAGUUCUAUGAUUUGUGCUAGUUCUUUGUUCUGUUGUCAUUUGUUCAAAAAACAGUAAUAUUAUAAAUCAUGUCUAAUCAUACUGAAUUAGAAAACAACUUCUGUAUCUUUAUUUUGAGAGAAAGUGAUAAUAAAAUCUUGUUUGCCCUGCA
This is a messenger RNA of Sorex araneus (European shrew), 6883 nucleotides long. RefSeq names its product AVL9 cell migration associated (gene AVL9). Gene Ontology annotation, cellular component: cytoplasm. Lineage: Eukaryota; Metazoa; Chordata; Mammalia; Eulipotyphla; Soricidae. The record is from RefSeq and is a predicted model, not a curated record. The coding region runs from base 227 to 2176 and encodes 649 amino acids. The transcript is spliced from 16 exons.